Molecule: messenger RNA, 1503 nt
Organism: Armigeres subalbatus
Lineage: Eukaryota; Metazoa; Arthropoda; Insecta; Diptera; Culicidae
Product: mucin-5AC-like
Exons: 2
Coding region: 35-1471 (478 amino acids)
Source: RefSeq, a predicted model, not a curated record
AUCAGUUUAAAGUGAUCCAUUAACAUUCCUCAAGAUGAAAUCGGCUCUGGUCAUUGCCCUGUGCUUCUGCUUGUUCACGGCUGCUACAGCUGCCCCACAACCAGGACUGCUCAGCUCCUUGACCAACAUCGUUGGAGCCGUUGUCGAUGGUACCGUUAAUGUGAUCAACACCGUCGUUACUGAUACAGCAAACCUCAUCAAUGGCGUUCUGGGCGGUAUCGUUUCGGGUAUCACAGGCACACAAACAUCACUCAGCAACACUAUCGGAACUAUCGGAGGUGUUCUCAAUAACAUAACAUCGGGAAUUGUCAAUGCUACUGGCACCGCUCUGCAGAACGCCUUCUCGACUGUGGUCAAUGCUAAUAUUGCCUUGAACAACGUUGCUGUGGCCGUAUUAGGAAACAUUUCCAGUGAUGUAGCUACUGCCUUGAACAACACGGUCUCUGGUCUGAAGAAUCUGGCUAACAAUUUGAAUGCAACGGUCGCUAACGCCAUCAGUGCUGGAACCACUGGCACGUCAGCAUUCUUGAAUAAUUUGAACAAUCUGACCAAUGCCAUCAAAUCUGCUGUGCAGAACGUUACUGGAACCUUGAGCACGGUUCUUCCUACCGUUGCCGCGAAUGUUCAAUCUCAGGUGAACUCUAUUGGAAAUACCGUCAGCGGACUUCUCGCCAAUGUCGCCUCUAAUGUUGGAACCGUUGUCAAAAAUGCUUUGACAAACGCUGGAAAUGCCCUCGGAAAAGUCGAGACUGCUCUUGCCAAUUUGACAAGCAACGUUGUCGCCGGCUUGACUGCUGAUGCUCAAUUGGCUGUUCAAACCGCUGUCACUAACCUUCAAGGUCUGGCAAGUGCUCUUAAUGCAACGAUUGCUAAUGCCACCAGCGCUGGAACUACGGGAAGCAACAACUUCGCAUUGGCUUUGAACAAUCUCACCAGUGCCAUCAAUGCUACGCUACAAGGAAUCUCUGGAACUCUGUCCGCAUCGGUCCCCACUCUGAUCAGCAACGUUCAAUCUCAGCUGGCCAACGGUCUCAGUAACCUCGCCAACCUUGCAGCAUCUGUUGGAAACACCGUCGCAACCACCGCCUCUAACACGCUGUCGAACGUCCUCGCUGCUCUGGGCAACACCAAAUCCGCCCUGACCACGGUUGCCAAUAACGUUCUUGGUAACGCUUCUGCCCUGCUGUCAGCCGAUGUGCAGGCUGCCGUUACGGAUCUGCAGUCGAUUGCUAGUUCCUUGAAUGCCACUUUGGCCACCGCCGUCGCCACCGGAACAGCCUUAACCAGCGAUGUUUUGGCCGCCCUAAACACUCUGGCUACCAGCCUGAAUGCUACCGUCCAGGCGGUGGCCAGCGCCCUUGUGACGGCGCUGAACACUACCACCACCACCAGCACGACUACGACCACGACGGCAGCGCCAGCGACCGCCCUCUGCGGAAUUGUUUGCCAAUUGCUGAAGGCUUUGGGUUAAAAUAGUUACAAAGCGUGGGGUUUGGAUAUUAU